This is a messenger RNA of Asterias rubens (European starfish), 5543 nucleotides long. Its product is annotated as tetratricopeptide repeat protein 28-like. NCBI's taxonomy places the organism in Eukaryota, Metazoa, Echinodermata, Asteroidea, Forcipulatida, Asteriidae. Gene Ontology annotation, molecular function: protein binding. Bases 223 to 5079 code for a protein of 1618 amino acids. The transcript is spliced from 16 exons. The record is from RefSeq and is a predicted model, not a curated record.
CGGCAGCGUUACGGUAUCGUGAAUUUGGAUGACAAGUUUUUACAGAAUAUCCACCUUUGACGUGUUGUUUUCCGAUUUAUAUGAAGAAAGACUGAAAUAAAAGUGAAACCAUGGACUGCUGAAAUUUUUUUUCAAAGUGAAGAGGAAGUCGACAACAGGUGCCAUCCUGUACGUUUUAGAUCUUCAGGCCAUCCUGACUGACACAGCAUCCAAUCAAUUAAGAUGGAGUUCCAACACAGUGCCAGCAUGGCAAGUCUGCCGAGCAUUGCUGGCUUUAGUGAACCCAUAAGUGAAGCUGAAGAAAUUGAAAGUGUCAAAAGACUACAGCAGGAAGGUGAUGCAGCGUUCCGCAAUAAAGAUUUUGCUACUGCAGCAGCAUGUUACGGAGAAGCUUUAGAAAUAGACACAGAUAAUGCACAGCUACUGGCCAGACGAGCUGUCUCCAACAUUGAGCUCAGAGAGUACGCUGAAGCAAGAAAAGAUGCAGAGAAUUUGAUCAAGUUAAACCCUCAUGUACCUCAGGGACAUUAUCUCUUAGCUGUGAGUCUUGAUAACCUGCAGUUCUAUGGCUUAGCCAUAAGUGCCUUCUUAAAUGCCUUACAUUAUGAUGUCAAUCACCGGGAUAGACUCGCAGAUAAUGUUGCUGUAGUCGCCGCUAAUCUCUGCAACUUUCCUGAAGAGACUCUUCAGAAGUUUGUCGGGUUGUCACCUGCGGAAAAACUGCUAGAGGUUGGAGCCAACCUAAAACAAGCCAAACAGAAUGUGAUAUGCAUUGAGGUGUUACAGAGUGCCCUUGAUCUAAAAACCCUAGAUGAACACUGCCAACAGAGGGCGAUAUACAACAUCGGAGCGGCACACGCUGGGAAAAAGGAUUAUGAAUCCGCGAAAGACUACUACAAGCAGGGUCUGUCUAUUGCGCUGAAACUGAAGAACCAAAGCUAUGAGGCUGAAAUCUACUGUAGACUGUCUGAAGUGUAUCUCCAAGAUGGUAACCUGGACCAAGGAAUUGUCUACUAUGAGAAACUACUCUCAAUCUGCAAAGACUUAGAGUUGAUAGAAAAUAAAGAGGCGGAGUUUCCUGAGUAUCUUGAUGAAAAUCUGCAACGCCUAGUUCAUGAGACUCUUAGUACCGCAUACAAUGCAGUUAGUGAUUUUCCACAUGCUUUGAAGCAUGCUAGAGAGAACUUAAAGGUACUUGCUGCUGAUGGAACUGACGGAAUUAGCAGCAGUGAACUUCUCGGGAAGGCUCACUUCACUGUGGCCUCUUUAUACGAAGCCACAGGAGAUUUUGAACUAUCUCUUGAGAACUUUAAAUCUUACCUUGCAAUCACAAAAACGUCAAAAGAUCGAGGAGGUAUGGGGAGAUCUUACGGAUGCUUGGGAAGGGUCUACCAUAAGUUAUGUAACUAUGUUCUUGCCCAGAGUCUCUAUGAGCAACAACUGUUCAUAGCAGAGAAAUUGUCUUACCACACCAUGCAGGCCACAGCUCUAAGAAGCCUUGCUAGGAUUCAUGAAGAUUUGGGAGACUCGGACAAAGCUUUGGAGUACCUUCAACGCUUUCUACAGAUCAGCCGCAAACUUGACGAAUUUGAGACCGAAAUCGAAGCUUUUAUUUGUAUGGGUGAAGUUCAUCAGGGGCAAGGAAGGCCUCAACAUGCACAACAUUACUUUGAACAAGCUUUAAGUCUUGCAGAACGAGCCAAGGAGAUCGACCUUGCUUACAGUAGUAGAGGUAAACUUGCCCAAGUAUUACUCAUGUCGAGAGAAGAGAAGGAUCUUGAGAAAGCUCGAUUUUUAGCUGAGGAAACUGUUGCUUACUGCAGUCGAGGUCUUGAAGACAGUAAGCAAAGAAAGGAGGAUCUUACAUGUCUUCUUCAACAGAGUAACAGCAUUGUCCAAGUUGCUCUGAAGAAACUCAAAAGACCCUUUGAGGCUCUGGAAUAUGCAGAGACUCAAAUGAGAUGUGAGUUUCUUAAGACGGUAGCGAAGAACAUUGCCAGCGUUGGUGACAGUAGUGAUGCCUUGGAUCAUUCAUUGAACAGUAGUGCAACAGUUGAGGACAUGUGUAAAACUGUCAACAGACAAUCGGCAGUGGUUGUUUAUCUGUCUCUUUGUCGUUCCUGCGUUCUCAGCUGGGUCUUAAGACCUGAAGAAGGCUGUCUAACAAGCAAAGAUCAGACGAUGGUAGACAAUUGUCCCCAGUAUGUCCAAGAACUCUUGUCUUUAGUUAGAGCUUCCUCUAACAAAGACGGAGAGUCAUAUGAGACCGAAUACCGAGCUCUGCCCCUACAGGACUCUAAGAUUCACCAAUUGAAGACUUUAAAUCUUGCCAAGUCUAAAAGAAAAACCAUCAAGGGUAUGUCUUCAUCCCCUAACAGUGAAGAAGAAAAACAAAACUCACUUAAAAUGUCUCCCUCAAGAAAGUUGUAUGAACUUUUGUUUUCUUCAGUUGAGAGUCUACUUAAAGGGGUGAGCUCUGUUGUGAUUGUCGCAGACAAAGUCUUAAGUCAAGUUCCUUUUGAUGCCUUGGAAGAUGAAGAAGGGGGUACAUUUGGUGACAAGUUCCACCUUACCAUUCUCCCUUGUAUUGAAGCUCUCAAAAAUGUUAAAAGCAUGGAGAGAAAAGUUGAUACGCAAGUGCAAACGCAAAGUAGCUCAUCUCAUUUGCAAUCAUCACCGACGCAUCCCAUAUACUUGGAUCACAUGCUUAGAGUUGUCAUUCCGCCCAAAGAGCGCCCCCAUUCAAUCAUCGCAGAACGCAAUCUUUAUGCCCCCAAAAUGUCCCAAAAUAGUGCCAAACCAAGCUAUGUCAGUUUCGACAGCAACUCUUACUAUAUUUCUAAGAGCCCAAAGAAUGAAGUUGCUCUGAUGGAGAAGCGAUUUCUUGAGGAUAGAGAGGGAACCAGUAGCACUCUUAUUUCUAACACCUGGAGUGGCCAUAAUCUAAACUCGGCAAACCAUGGGAAGAUUCAAGAGUACCAGCUUCAGAGUGUACAGCAAAGAGCUCUAGUCGUCGGAAAUCCUGAACUGCCUGCAAAGUUGAAACUCCAUGGGAAGGUUUGGGAACCACUUUCUGAGUUGAAGAGUGCACAAGCAGAGGCUCACAAGGUUGCCCACCAGUUAGACACAGAGGUCAUGGUGGGUUCAAAGGUCACCAAGGAGUCGCUACUGUCUGAGCUUCCCAAAGCAACAUUGGUGCAUCUUGCAAUGUAUGGUUCCUGGGAACAAGGUAGCCUAGCCUGUACACCAAACCCAACCACUCAACCUCUUCCUGAUGGUUCAUAUAACCAGAGUGCAUACAUGAUUGGAGUAGAUGACAUCCUUGGUUUGAAACUCCAGGCUAAGAUGGUUGUGAUGAGCUGUUGCUAUGGAAACCGCCACCGAGAUGUCCAAUUUCAACUUCCUCUAGCGUUCCUUGUUGCAGGUGCGGAGUCAGUUUUAUUUCUCCUGUGGUCGGUACCGGACGUAGUUAAGGAUAAGUUCUGGCAUCAUUUUUACGCUGCUCUUCAAGAAGGCAGCCAUGUGACGGAGGCGGUUGCACAGGCCAAGAGGAGCAUCAGACAAGAUGACAGGUUCACAUCCCCACGAUACUGGGCAGCCUUUUGUAUCCUUGGAGGUGAUCCAUACAUCAAUCUCCUUGAAGUCAAACGUGACAUGCUAGAUCAACUUCUUAACUCAACCGAGUCAUCUUAUCUCAACAGCCAAAAGACUGAUGUGCUCAACAUAAGAAAAGAAUCAAGUCAAGAUGUUCAUUCUCUUUCUCCUGAAGUUGGUGAUGCAGCGUUUCUCUUUGAAAAGAUCAGACAGCACUUGUCUGGUCUCCUGUUACAUCACUCCAAGCAUCCGGAUGUCAUCUCCCAACUGGGCAAGCUGGUAAACCAUUGCCUGAACCUAAUAGAACCACAGAAUGAGCGACAACCAUCACCGUCUGUACAGCCUCUCCCAGAGUCUUUCAUGACAUCACCAUCAGCCAUUCCACUCCUUAAUCAGAUCGGGUUUCACUUUCAGCCUGGUAGCUCUAGUACUCUGAAUCCUCAGGUUGUCUACCCACAAUGGGACCCUGAUGCAUCGAUUCAACCAGUUCAACAGGCUCUCAUGGGAUUAAAAGAUAUUUGUGAGAAUGGAGAGUGUGCCCACAACCUUGCCAGAGUCUUAGAAGCAAAAGAGCCUCUCCUCUCUGGCCUCAUUGACGUGAUAAGUUUCACCAAGCACAUGCCAGAAGUUCAGCUGAAGGUCAGUGAUACAGGGGUCAGCCACUUGUGGGGUCAUCAUCAAGCGAGGGCACUGUUGGUCAGCCUUGGUUUUUCUCAGGUCAACCAGCUUCUGAUGUUUGACGGCACAACUGCUAAUAAGACUCUUUUAAAUGCUGCUCUUCUGGUUCUCUGUUCCGUCAUGGGUGAAAAGGGACGAGCCAUGCUACACCGUCUUGACAUCCGUUACCUUGGCAUCAGCACCAAAUCACCCAUCACCCGCUCAGCUCAUAAGACCCCAAUCAAGUCUGCAAUGAGGUCAGCAAGUACGAUUCGAACUCUGACCCCAAACAUGUUGAGGUCACGUACUCCUACAGCUGUGAGGCUGCGGACGGCACCUGUCAUCAAUGCUGAUCCAAGUCCAAUGAAAUCACUACCGUCAUUAAAUCCAGUCCAAGUUUCCAAGGAAAAGCUGAAAUUUUCAACCCCAUGGUGGAGCCAAUCUGUGAAGUCACCAGAGAUGAAGGACAAGAUGAGACUAGCAAGAAGCUUAAGUGAUCUUCAUUUGGAAUAUGGCCGCCACGUCAAACACGCUCGUCACUGGCACGUUGACUCAGUCACACCACAAGCUCAGAAAUCCUUAUCAGCUAUUGGUCGACCCAAGCCCCACCCACAGGUCGUCAAGGUCAAGGCUGGUACUACGCCAUCAUGCAAUCGGGAACCAGUGAACCAGGCUGUGGAGUUGAGCAUGGAGGCCGUUGAUCAGAGGAGAGAUUAUGGACAUUUCUUGUUGCAUGCUCGGAAUUCCGAUAUACAGAAACGUCAUGUGGAUGCUGUGCAGAAACUCUUCCAGCCUUAUGUCAGUAGAAAAUCAGCCCAUACUAAAUAACUGAAUCAAAUAUUUUCAUUACUCUAUUUAGGCAAGGUGCUGUUCUCGAGUGUUUAAAUUCUCAGUGGUCCAGAGACCCUAUCGGAGGAAGGGCUUAAUAUUGAAUUAUUUAAAACCCUACCAAAAGGGAAGUUUUAUCAAAGUAUAUUAUCUUAUUUUACUAUUUGCUUUGAUAUCAUGAAAUGCAACAGUAAACAAUUCUCCAAUUCAAAACGACCAAAAUAAUUUGCGUAUAUAAUAUAUUGUUUGUGUAUUUAAUUCAAUGAUUAUGCACUUUUGAAAACCAAGCUCUGUCGAGGACUUUUGUCACUUAGCAUUUUAAAUUGAUUGAAAAUAUGUUGGUAACUUUUUUGUAUUCUUCCAAUUUACACUGAUCAUGUAUACAAAUUUAUCAGCUUUUCUAGUAUGUGUGCACAAAACUUUAUUUUUGUAUAUACACAUUGAUAUUUAUUUAGUUGUAAAAU